This is a messenger RNA of Capra hircus (goat), 4845 nucleotides long. It is a transcript of the gene GINS2, whose product is annotated as GINS complex subunit 2. Bases 140 to 697 code for a protein of 185 amino acids. NCBI's taxonomy places the organism in Eukaryota, Metazoa, Chordata, Mammalia, Artiodactyla, Bovidae. Gene Ontology annotation, biological process: DNA replication; double-strand break repair via break-induced replication. The transcript is spliced from 5 exons. The record is from RefSeq and is a predicted model, not a curated record. Gene Ontology annotation, cellular component: GINS complex; nucleus.
UAGGCAGGCCAGGGCUCCUUCCGGCCAGGGGGCGGGCUCUACGCGGUGGCGGGAAAGCGGCGGACACUGCGGUGUUUUCUCGGAAGCUGAGAGAUCUGAGGCGGCGGCGGCGAGUCCUGGGUCGGCCGGUGGCUACGCCAUGGACGCAGCGGAGGUGGAGUUUCUGGCCGAGAAGGAGCUGGUCACCAUCAUCCCAAACUUCAGCCUGGACAAGAUCUACCUCAUCGGGGGCGACCUGGGGCCUUUCAACCCCGGCCUACCGGUGCGGGUACCUCUGUGGCUGGCAGUCAACCUGAAGCAGAGACAGAAGUGUCGGCUGCUCCCGCCCGAGUGGAUGGACGUGGAAAAGUUGGAGAAGAUGCGAGAUCAUGAACGAAAGGAAGGAACUUUCACGCCUAUGCCCAGCCCUCACUACAUGGAGCUCACCAAACUGCUGUUAAAUCAUGCUUCGGACAACAUCCCGAAAGCAGACGAGAUCCGGACCCUGAUCAAGGACGUGUGGGACACUCGCAUAGCCAAGUUCCGGGUGUCUGCUGACAGCUUCGUGAGGCAGCAGGAGGCACACGCCAAGCUGGAUAACUUGACCCUGAUGGAGAUCAACACCAGCGGGGCUUUCCUCACACAAGCGCUCAACCACAUGUACAAACUCCGCACAAACCUGCAGCCUUCGGACAGCACCCAGUCUCAGGACUUCUAGGCAGGGACCGCUUUGUCCAGGCCCGCGCCUGCCGGCAGGAGGCUCCUCAGGCGGCGUGAGCGUUCGGGACAUGGCAGAUACUCACGUUUCUGGAAUCCUAGACCACUUCUGAAUCUACGAAACAAAGUGCAGUGAAGGAAGGAACGGGUUUAUAACCUGGUUGGAAAGCGACAGGCUCAUGCUCAGUUGAGACGUUCUGUAGCCCCUUGUCUGUGUCUGGGAGCCAGCUGCCUUUUUGGGGAAGCAGCAGCACUGGCAGAACGGGCGCGUUCCCCAGCGGAGCCCCACCUCCUGCGCGGGACGGUCGCGUGCAGGCGAGUGCUCGGUGAUGUCGGGUGUUGCUUUAAGAUAAGAGACGGCAGGACGGUGAUGUGGCCACGGCCUUUCUCCUGGGCUACAUUCAGAGCCUUCCACAGAGACUGCACACUGCGCAGGGCAGCCCACAAGCGCUCAGCUAGUGACGGCGACUCACCAUUAAGCCCCAAUACACAGUAAAGGCGGAAUCACCCGAUUCUCUGUGGGUUUUUCCCGCAUCACUCCCACAUGGAGGGAGCAGGCUCAGUGGCUAAAGGCUCUGACAGCAGACUGAGAGGCUUAGCAGACAGCGUGCCCUUCCCAGCCCCACUCUGCGUGUUUCUUGUUUGCUUGGCUGCUUCUGGGAAAGGGCUAAAAGGUUGUUUCUCAGCAAGAAAGUAGGGGAAAUUAAUUCCAUGUGUGUGUAAGUGAAGCUGAAGAUGCGAUGCCAGGGGAAAAUGGGGCCUGUGCUGUGUUUCUUGGUGGACUGAGGGGACAGCCUGCUUGAGGCAGCUGUGGCUCAGGCCAGAGGCCUGUUUUUCCCUGGGAGGAGCAUCUUCAGCUGUACCACCGCUCGAUUGCUUACAGAAAGUACUUUCCCUCAAGUCGGGGGUCGGGGGGCGAUGACUGUCCAGUCCUGUAACGAGAGGGUUCAAUCACCAGCUGGUUCUCGAGGGUUUCUGAAGGGGCGUAUGUGUGUGAUCAUGUGACCAACUGGGCCCUGCUGGUGUUUUUACCCUUCAGUGUUUAAAACUCAACUUACUUCAAGUUACCUGGGCGCUAUUUGUCCAUCCCAGGUGGGUCCCCAGAUGUCCCUCUAAACAGCAGCUCGUGUUUAAACACUGAAGGGCCACACACAGAGGGACUAUGACCCAGAACACGUGGUCUCCGUAGUUUCAUCCCUUCUCCUAAAACCGGGCUGAGGUCCAGUUGAUUCUGUCUUCACACUUUACUUGUAAAGCUGUAGAAUCGUUGACUUAUUUUUUCCCCUUACUAUAACAUAAAAAAGAUUUUUCUCUUAACAUGAUUUAGGAAGAUUUUAUUUUCUGGAUGUUGUCAGAAAUUACAGCAAUAUAUUCAUAAAUACCUAAUUACUACAUUCAACAAAUAAUAUUACAGUACAGUUAAUUCAAACAAGUACACUUAGAACAGGUUUAAUUUCACAGCAUCUAAACUGCCCCCAGAGUGACCGAGGCACCGUUCCUCCUCCCCCCGAGUCCUGGUUGGCUGUCCUAGCAGUUAGCACAGGCGCAGCAGAGCAGCACCGUGGGCUGGUAGCAUGGGCCUCCUCAGCUCAGGCAGAGUUCAGGAGCCUAGUUCAGCACUGGAUCGGAAGCUGGGGACAGGCUACUGCAAGCAGUGACGUCAAUAGCUUGGUUACUAGAAGAGUAGGGGGCUGCUGCUAAGUGGCUAAUCUACACUGUAAGAGGAGCAACUUCCUGUGCUAGCCAUCCCCAUCUGGUGGUGGGUCCCUGGAACUGUCUACACUUUUAAACCGAGGCUCAGAGGGAAACGGGCUAUGUGGCUUAGAUUUAGAGACGAGGCAGCAUCGUGAGCUACUCGAUGGAAUGCCACCCCACACACAGACUCAGAUUACCUGUUAUUAUUUGUUAGUUUGCUGAAGGUGUGGGCUCCUUUUAAUAGUCUUUGAAUUUCCCUGAGGGUAUAAUCUUUUUUAGCACUUUGCAUGCUGCCAAUUGUUGCAUUUCUUUUAGAAUAUAGACUAAACUAUUGGUCACUUAUGUGAGGUAACAGAUGAUGAUACUUUAUGCCAGUUUGCCUGUCUCUAUGAAACACAGACCCAUUUUCAAAUAAUCAGGUCCUGCAGUGCCAAGUGUGGGGGGGAAACUCUAGUUUGUUUGUACUGAUCUGAUUAAAUGCACAAAGCCACAUGACUCAGCUUUGGCAGGUACCCCUCAAAUUUAGCAAAACUCCUUCAGGUCACAAAAAUACUGACACAAAAGUUCCAGGAUCAGUUCUAGAGCAAAUUUGCUAUAUUUCUGAACUUUGUCUUUCAAAAAACUCACUAUGAAAUAGCUGAACAAAAAGCUUUAGGGAUUCCAUAUUUGUCAGCUUUUAAGCCUAAACUGAAAAAAGACUGAUGCUACUAUGUUCUUAAGAGUUUUCAGGUUAUAAACUGUUCAGUGUGGGGCAUGAUUGGGUAUGCUGUCUCCCAGAGAGGCACACUUCUGUUUUCACAAGACCCUCUGUUACCUUCUUUCUUUCUUCCUGUUGCCUUACUGGUCUGUAUUUAUAUUCUGAUUGUCAUAUUACUUCUUGAGCCCUAGAAUAUUCAGAGAUCCUCACAGGUAGGUGGGGGCGGUGGCGGGGGGGUGCCACUCGGAAGGGGAAAGCUGUUAAUACUAGCUCAGGGACAGAGCUGCCACCCCUGGUUAGCUGUCCUUUUUAACCUGUGUACUGCGAACUCCUCCCCAACCAACACACAGCAGCCAAGGGCGCCCCCCACCAGGCAGUGAGGGGUUGGGGCUGUGUCCAUCAGGUCUAUUCUUCCCUUUGCUUCUAGCCAAGGCCCUUGACCAGUGCCCGGGAGCAAAGGCAUCCAGACGUGCUCUAUGAUGGAGGAGGAUGACUUGGGGGGAGUGCCAAGAUGUAACCCUUAGGCCUCCAGAAACAGCAAGCAGGUUUUAAAUAGAGAAAUUCGGUGAUGUUUUGCCCUGUUGGCGGCGGGGCGCCCUCUAAACACCUGUCCCCACCUGUGGCACAUGCUGCUUUCCGUGUCUCUGCCGGGGAAGAGGCCCCCAGAACAGCUCUUAGUUCUCAAGUCGUUUCUGUAGAGAGGAAAGCACUUGCUGACUGCUGAUAAUACUGGCAGCACUUUUUUGUCUGAGUUUGCUAAUAACUGGAAGAUUCUUGGCAGGCAUACAAAGCAAACUGCGUGGGAACAGAUAAAGUGCCACCAUGCCAUCUGCCAGCAAGCUGUUCUGCACAGCUAAGGUCUGGGCUGAGGGCGUGGCCACUGGUCACAGCGCCUGGCCUUCCUGAAGGUCAGCCAGCCCAUCCCCAGGCCGGGGCAGAGGGGCGCACGCGGCCUGAUGUGUGGGUCUUCUCCCCUCCCCCAGGCACACCAACCACUGGCUGCUUUGGCCUCUGGUUUAGGCCCACUGGGGCAAGAGCUGCCUUUUUGAUCUAGAUGCAACCCAGCCUGAACCAGCAACCGGGGCAAGGAGGGCGGGCUCCCCCGGCCCCGUGCUUUGUGCUGAUACGAUUAUCCCCGUUUCCAGCGGCUCCUGUGCUCAUCACAGUGAGCCCAUGAGGAGAGGUUCUGUCGCACGUAGCUCACCGUGCCUUUAGGCUGUUACAAAGCUCUGCAUCUGAACCAAGCCCCUACUGAGUUUCUGCUUUGCUCCUGCUCACACCGCUGUGAGACACCUUGGCACCCUGUCACAGAAACUGUUCCCACCUCAAAGGUUCUUCUCACGGAGUAUGCAUGUGAAGGUGCGCAUGCAGCGCCUGCCUGGUUCCUGCUGGAGACCAGCAGCGCCUCGCUGGCCUGGGGAGCCGGGGAGGGCCCAGGGGAGAGGGAAGGAGGAACCAUGGCUUUCUACCUCACUCCGGUGCAACUCAAGAAUGAAGUGCUCGCGUAGGCGCCAGUGGUAAGCUCUUUUUACUUUUCUUCUUCUUUAAUUUUUAAAAACACUUCAAUAAUGUCCUGACCAGCAGCAGUACAAACACUAAAAGCAAGGGUUGGUUUUUUUUUUUUUUUUGCCCAGAAAAACAAAACAAAAACAAAACCCCCAAACAAGAAAACAAACAACAAAAAAUCCCCCCAAACCACAUAUUAAAAAUGGCAGGCUUUUUAUAACAAUAAUUAAAGUAAUAAAAACAUACAAAAC